Megalopta genalis is the source of this 1521-nucleotide messenger RNA. RefSeq lists its product as uncharacterized. Lineage: Eukaryota; Metazoa; Arthropoda; Insecta; Hymenoptera; Halictidae. The record is from RefSeq and is a predicted model, not a curated record.
GAUCGAAGUGACGGAAGUUGCUCGCGUACCGACUUCUUGGCGAACCGAUCAGAAAAUUCUCCGUCUAACCUCGAAGAACGCGAGAAUAAGUAGCUCGCGGUCGGAGUCCUGGGUCCCCGAAAGGAGAGCCUAACUUUUCGAACGAAUAGUCGUCGCCGGCGAAUCCUCGAUUCCGACGCAGCGCCGGGCUUGUCGAUCUCCGUGGCGCAGUCGGUUUGAUCGAAAGGAUCGGCCGCAGGCCCUUUCAAGCUUCGUUACGAGCGAGCGAGUCACCCUUGAACCUCGUUAUAUGCAGUCAAGUUUUCAACACCUCGAGCGUGGAGGCGCACGCGCCGGCAGAUGCUCGUUCUCGGCGGGUCCUCGUUGACGUGGACAAGCCCGAGCACGCCGAGGAGUCUUCUACGGCUUCGGGGACGCGCUGCUCUCUCCCUCGGCCGACUGUUCCCCGGCGGAAAUCAAUCGGGACCACCGUGGCUACGGAAAUUUCCAACGAGCACGCGAUCCGGCCGAGAAUGAGCCAGCCAGAGUGUCCGGGCCCGUGCAAUCCGAGGAACAGGCGCGACCAUUGCCGACGAGUUUGCUUGCAACACGUCGCGACGCUGCUCGAGGAGCUUCCACCGUGCAUCCGGGCGAGACUGCGUCCCGAGGACGUCUCCGAUGCCUGCGGGACCCUGCCGAAAUCGACCGUGCCAGCCUAUCGCGACGUCUCGACCGGCGGCGAACCGUCCGCGAAGCCGUCGCAACCGGAACACGGCAAACCGAUCGGAGACGUCGGACCGGUCAGAGUCAGCGAACCGAUCGUAAAUAAUUCGUUAAAGGUGGCCACCGUCCAAACGGAUAUCCCGGAUGAAGAACUGGACGUUGGACGCCACCGAGGUAUCAUCGCCGGAGGCCAACAACAGGAAGCAGAGACUCAAACCGUCGAACUGGGCAGCAUGGUGAUCGCCAGAAGACUGGACUCGUUGCGUUCCAACAUCGAAAACGUGUCCCUGGUUUUGAAAGGGACCGCGUCGCGGUUGACGGGUCUUCUCGGUCUCAAGAAGAGGGUCUGCUCCUGUAGAGCGGUCCAGGCGAUGCUGUACUCGGCCGUCCUGCUGGUGUUGACGGCGUUCGCCCGGGACACCGAGUUCUACCAGUUCUUCGUGUCCAGCCAGAUCUGCGGCAUCAUCGUGGUCCUAAGCUGGAAGAUCGCCGGCAGCGUUCCCAUUUGACGGCUGCGAACCGCGAGUUUCGAAGUCCUCGACACGAUCGCCGAUUUAACGACGAUCGCGUCGGACGCAACAAAUUGCGCGUGUUCAUUGAAAGACCGGCCAAUCGUUCGGAGAGCAUUGAAACCGCAAACGCCGCGAUCGUUCGCCGGCUCCGGCGACCGCAAGUCACGGACGAACGGGCCCCGACCGCUCCUCUUUCAACGCCGGCCGAUAAUCUCGAUCGGACGCGAGCGGACCUAGUUAGCAAAGCUGGGGAAAAUCAAUCUUUGAAAUAGUAAAUCGACUAUAAAUACUUUGGUCUUCUUAUGUA